Molecule: messenger RNA, 2567 nt
Organism: Acomys russatus (golden spiny mouse)
Lineage: Eukaryota; Metazoa; Chordata; Mammalia; Rodentia; Muridae
Gene: S1pr3
Product: sphingosine-1-phosphate receptor 3
Exons: 2
Coding region: 471-1607 (378 amino acids)
Biological process (GO): G protein-coupled receptor signaling pathway
Cellular component (GO): membrane
Molecular function (GO): sphingosine-1-phosphate receptor activity
Source: RefSeq, a predicted model, not a curated record
GGGCGGGGACGUGGCUGGGGACUGGAAUAUAGCUGGGGACCAGCAGGCUAAAGCUCUGAAGCUUGGGUUAGGGGCGGCAGGAGGCGGGGUGACUCUGAGCCCCGCCCCAGAGGGCCGUUGGAAAAGUUUGCUUCGGAUCCUUUAGGGCAGAGUCUAGGCGAGCUAGUUCAGAGGCAGGCGACAAGGUUCGAGUGCUGAGCGAGGUGGCAGGACAAGCCGAGACGGAGAGAAACCUGAGGCCACGAGCGACUUCCGGAGCCCCUAGACUGGAGUCUUAGCUGAGACCCGGCAGCAUGCAGCCGGCCCAGAUACGCCUUACAGACGGAGAGCCUAUUUUCAACACUCUUGCUGGACCCAGGCCUGCAAGCCUUCCAGAAACCACCACCACUGUCCCAAUUGUUCCCUGAAAUGAACGUUCCUGGCGCGCCCUCUCGUGGACUAUUGAGGUAACCACCUGUCUUUAGGCAGUCAUGGCAACUACGCAUGCGCAGGGCUACCAGCUUUUCUCCGGGAAUGAUACUCUCCGGGAACACUACGAUUACGUUGGGAAGCUGGCAGGCAGGCUGCGAGACCCCCCUGAGGGUGCCACCUUCAUCACCACCAUCCUCUUCUUGGUCACCUGUAGCUUCAUCGUCUUGGAGAACCUGAUGGUUCUGAUUGCCAUCUGGAAAAACAAUAAAUUUCACAACCGCAUGUACUUUUUCAUCGGCAACUUGGCUCUCUGCGACCUGCUGGCCGGUAUAGCCUACAAGGUUAACAUUCUGAUGUCUGGCAGGAAGACGUUCAGCUUGUCUCCGACAGUGUGGUUCCUCAGGGAAGGCAGUAUGUUCGUAGCCCUGGGCGCGUCCACCUGCAGCCUGUUAGCCAUUGCCAUAGAGCGGCACCUGACCAUGAUCAAGAUGAGGCCGUACGACGCCAACAAAAAGCACCGCGUGUUCCUUCUGAUUGGGAUGUGCUGGCUGAUUGCUUUCUCGCUGGGUGCCCUGCCGAUCCUGGGCUGGAACUGCCUGGAGAACUUUCCUGACUGCUCUACCAUCUUGCCCCUCUACUCCAAGAAGUACAUUGCCUUCCUCAUCAGCAUCUUCACAGGCAUUCUAGUGACCAUCGUCAUUCUGUACGCGCGCAUCUACUUCUUGGUCAAGUCCAGCAGCCGCCGGGUGGCCAACCACAACUCUGAGAGGUCCAUGGCCCUGCUGCGGACCGUAGUGAUCGUGGUGAGCGUGUUCAUCGCCUGCUGGUCUCCCCUUUUCAUCCUCUUCCUCAUCGACGUGGCCUGCAAGGUGAAGGAGUGCUCCAUCCUGUUUAAGAGUCAGUGGUUCAUCAUGCUAGCUGUCCUCAACUCUGCCAUGAACCCUGUCAUCUACACGCUGGCCAGCAAAGAAAUGCGGCGUGCUUUCUUCCGGUUGGUGUGCGGCUGUCUGGUCAAGAGCAAGGGGACCCAGGCCUCACCAAUGCAGCCUGCUCUCGACCAAAGCAGGAGUAAGUCAAGGUCCAGUGACAACAGCAGCCACUCUCCAGAGGCCAGGAAAGACCUGCCCCACGUGGCCACCUCUUCUUGCAUCCUUGACAAAAACAGAUCGCUUCAGAACGGGGUCCUCUGCAAGUGACCAUCUCCACAGGGCAAGCUCUGCAGCCACACUUAUUUAUUGCAUGCGUUACUUCCACGUGGGGCCUUGGAGACCUUGACUUUGGAGGUCUGCUUGAUGUGGCCAAUGUGAGCAUCUCCUGGGGGAGGGGACCCAAGCAAUCACCAACACAUUUCAGCCCGGACAUGGACGUGCCUUACAUGUUGCAGGCUCCAUCCAGCCUUUUGAAUGUACAGAGCUGCUGGCAUUGCCCGGUGCCUUCAGAUGCCGCUCUCCCUGGUCCGGGAAGAGAGCAGACGGCGAUGCGCUAUGCACAGUGCGCCUUGCGGUGAUGUUUUGCUAUGUUCACACUACAUUUAUGUUUCGUAGAAUGGGUGCUCACAUAUGUGUUUGUCUGUUGCUGUGCUGCACAGGAUGUAUACACCAGGUCUUCCCAGGUGGAGCCCACAUGAUGUGUCAGACCUCCACACGUUAUGUAACUGUUUCUCCAAACUUGCCCCCACUGCUGCGCCAGGUUCGAGAUCACUGUGUGGUAAGGUGAUGUGCCUCUCCCAGUGCACUUGCACGGGUGUUCUAGCUCACAUCUGUGGAGAAGUGUCCUCAAAAGCCUCGCCCAAGAGCAGCCCAGGCUUGUCAGUCUUACCCUCACAUCCCUGUGUCCCUCUUGUGCCCUCUGCAUAAGCUUAAGUACAUCUGAAAGCCAAAUUAUGUGAUAACUUAGGCAUUUCUGAAAAUCACAGAAAAGCUGGGCAGGAUCUCUCAGAACUCUGGUGGAUCGCUGAAGGAGGAGGCUUUAAGACAGGCAUGGUGCCCUCCACCGUGGGUCACCUUUUCAAGGGACUGGAUCAGUGGGCUGCAUCAGGCUGUUUCCAGCAGUGAAGUUCACUUCUAUACAGAAAUGCUCCGUGCCAACUGUCCCCUCUGCUGUCACUGGCAAGGAGCUGGAGCUAUCAGCCGAGCUUCUCAACUCCCUCAGAGUAG